Molecule: messenger RNA, 2381 nt
Organism: Menidia menidia (Atlantic silverside)
Lineage: Eukaryota; Metazoa; Chordata; Actinopteri; Atheriniformes; Atherinopsidae
Source: the annotation of a GenBank genome assembly
AUGCCCCCCCCCCCCUUUGGGAAAAGCCUGCAUGGCAUGCAGAGCGAGCAGCGUUCUCUUUUCGGCACGUCUGGAGGGACGGUGAACACCCGUCUGUGGUAUUUUCGUCAUGUGGACACUUGCUCUUUGUCCAGACAAGUAGACAUGCAAGUCAUGUGUUCUGGCUGGACUGUCCAGCAGGCCGGCAGCCCAGAGCGGCCAAAAGGCUUCAGCUCACAUGUCUGCCACAGCAUGAGAAAACUCCUGGUCUUGACUGUGGCAACAGAGGAAACGGAUGGCUUCCACCGCUUCAUGCAGUCUGCCAACUACUUAAACUACACUGUGAAGGUGUUGGGGAUGGGAGAAGCGUGGAAGGGAGGUGAUGUGGGUCGCUCUAUUGGUGGAGGACAAAAAGUCAGACUACUGAAGGAAGCAAUGGAGGAGCUGGCUGACCAGGAGGACCUUGUUGUCCUUUCUGUGGACAGCUAUGAUCUUAUCUUUGCCGGGGCACCAGAGGAGACUCUCAGGAAGUUUCAGCAAUCCAACCACAAGGUGCUGUUUGCCGCGGAUGGACUGGUAUGGCCAGAUAAACGACUAGCUGAGAAGUACCCCUCCGUCCGCAGGGGCAAGCGUUACCUCAACUCUGGAGGUAUAAUUGGCUACGCUCCCUACAUACACAGAAUAGUUUCACAGUGGAGCCUCCACGACAAUGAUGACGACCAGCUCUUCUACACCAAGAUAUACCUGGACCCUUUAAAGAGAGAAACACUCAAUAUGACUUUGGAUCACAAUUGUCAAAUUUUCCAGAACCUGAAUGGGGCUGUUGAUGAAGUGCUCCUCAAGUUUGGAACAGACAGAGUGAGAGUGAGGAACAUCAUGUACGACACGCUGCCAGUUGUUGUCCAUGGCAACGGAAACACCAAAAUGUACUUGAACUACUUGGCUAACUAUGUCCCCAAUACGUGGAACUAUGAACAAGGCUGCAGCCACUGUGAUGACAACACUCUAGAUCUGUCUGAGUUAAAAAUGUUUCCCAAAGUGUUGGUUGGGGUGUUCAUAGAGCAGCCAACUCCGUUUCUGCCAGAAUUCUUCCAGCGGCUGCUAACUCUGGAUUACCCCAAAGAUAGACUUCAAAUUUUUGUUCACAACAGCGAGGUUUACCACGAGAAGCACAUUGAAAGGUUCUGGGAAGAAAACAGAAAUGUGUUCAACAGUUUCAAAGUUGUUGGGCCGGAGGAAACUUUGAGCCAAGGAGAGGCCAGGAACAUGGGAAUGGAUCUUUGUCGAAAGGAUGCUUCAUGUGACUACUACUUCAGCAUAGAUCCAGAUGUCAUGCUCACCAACAGACAGACACUGAAGCUCCUCAUCGAGCAAAACAGAAAAAUAAUUGGCCCCCUUGUCACCCGUCACAGCAAGCUUUGGUCCAACUUCUGGGGAGCCCUGAGUCUGGAUGGUUAUUAUGCCCGCUCGGAGGAUUACGUUGACAUUGUGCAAAGGAAACGCAUGGGUGUGUGGAACAUUCCUUACAUGGCACAUGUAUACCUCAUCAAGGGCAGUGUGUUAAGGAGUGAACUUAAAGAAAGAAACUACUUUGUUCUGGAGAAACUGGACCCAGAUAUGGCUUUGUGUAGAAAUGCCAGAGAAAUGGGAGUCUUCAUGUACUUAACUAACCGCUACGAGUUUGGGAGGCUCAUUUCCACAGCCAAUUAUAACAUUUCUCAUUACAACAGCGACUUGUGGCAGAUAUUUGAAAACCCUGUGGACUGGAAGGAGAAGUACAUCCACGAAAACUACACUCGGAUUUUCACCGAAAACUACUUGGAGGAGCCUUGUCCAGAUGUGUUCUGGUUCCCCGUCUUCUCGGAGAAAGCCUGUGAUGAAAUAGUGGAGGAGAUGGAGCACUACGGCUCGUGGUCUGGGGGCAGACAUGAGGACAAGAGGAUAGCCGGGGGAUAUGAGACGGUGCCGACGGAUGACAUUCACAUGAAGCAGAUUGGUUUUGAUAAAGAGUGGCUGCACUUCAUCCGAGAAUUCAUAUCACCUGUCACUUUAAAGGUUUUCUCUGGAUACUACACAAAGGGCUACGCCAUCAUGAACUUUGUAGUCAAAUACACACCAGAAAGGCAAGCGUUCCUGAGACCCCACCAUGACUCCUCCACCUUCACCAUCAACAUUGCUCUCAAUAACAAAGGCAGCGAUUUCCAGGGUGGAGGGUGCCGUUUCCAUAGGUAUAACUGCUCCAUAGAAUCACCGAGAAAGGGCUGGAGCUUCAUGCAUCCGGGGCGACUAACACAUCUCCACGAAGGCCUCCCCACCACUAAUGGCACGCGCUACAUUGCCGUGUCCUUCAUCGAUCCUUAAGACCUUUUUCUGUUUUGUCUUUCUGUUUUUCUUCGCCCCCA